AUGAAUUUUUUAAUUUAUGUCCUAUUUUUGUCCAUUUGGACAAUUAAUUGUUUAAAUACAAGCCAAAGUGAUGGAUCUUCUAACACAGGAGCUAAGCAGCUUGAAUCAAUGGAAACAAAAAUGGACAAUUUUAGGAAACAUCUACUCAUUAUCAUAAUUGGUGUUAUGGUCGUAGCCUUUGUCUUUACCUGUUUUUGUUUUCUCCAUUACAACUGCAUGAAUGAAGAUGCCCACAAAGCUGGAAUAAAAGUCAUCCAUACCGUCCAGUGCAGAAAAGUUAAUCAGGCCUUUGAGUGCAAAAAAGCGCAGACCACACAGUCAUCUCACUUGGAAAAGUCAUGUAAGACAUAUAGCCUAGAAAAGUCAUAUAAGCUAGCCCAUGCCCACAAGAUAGUCAGUCAAGUCCAUGCAUCCUAUCCAGAUAAACCAGUCAGGCUACCUUGGCCAGUUAGUCUACAGUCUUCAGCCAGACCAGCCAAGUCACGCUUUCUGCCUCAUCCACACAACCACAUCUUGUUAUCCAAGUCAUCGAGUCUAAGAAAACUGGUCAAGUCACCCAGACGUCGUCAUCUUAAAAGGUCAAUAAGUAUAGGAAAGGCAGUCAUGCUCUCUAAGCCUGUGUUAGCCAAGAAUUGUCAAUAUUACAAGGAAAAAUGCCUUGUUUGCAAAACUACUUCUGAGACUUUGGUCCAUAUUUCUGAGGCAAAGAAGGAAAAUUCUGGAAAUCUUUUCAGUUCAAGUAAUAUGAAGACUUUUCCCAGGUCCUUUCAGAAGGUAGAUUCCAAGGAUGAUGUAUACUAUGAUAAUGUGAGUGACAGUGAUAUGAUGACUUAUGAUAGUGAUGACAGUGAGACGGAGAUAAUCAUUAUUUGCAACAUAAGGAGCAAUAAUAUCAUCCCUUAUGGCACUUCAAAAAAAUAA
This is a messenger RNA of Sciurus carolinensis (gray squirrel), 921 nucleotides long. It is a transcript of the gene CXHXorf66, whose product is annotated as chromosome X CXorf66 homolog. NCBI's taxonomy places the organism in Eukaryota, Metazoa, Chordata, Mammalia, Rodentia, Sciuridae. The record is from RefSeq and is a predicted model, not a curated record. The transcript is spliced from 4 exons. Bases 1 to 921 code for a protein of 306 amino acids.